Molecule: messenger RNA, 844 nt
Organism: Centropristis striata (black sea bass)
Lineage: Eukaryota; Metazoa; Chordata; Actinopteri; Perciformes; Serranidae
Gene: tp53rk
Product: TP53 regulating kinase
Exons: 2
Coding region: 14-718 (234 amino acids)
Biological process (GO): protein phosphorylation
Cellular component (GO): cytosol; nucleus; EKC/KEOPS complex
Molecular function (GO): protein serine/threonine kinase activity; ATP binding
Source: RefSeq, a predicted model, not a curated record
AGCGGAAGUAAACAUGACCCAGGAGAGGAGCAUGGCGGUGUCAGAGUUCCUCAGCAAGGCAGAGUUAUUAAAACAAGGAGCAGAAGCCCGAGUGUACCGAGCCGAGUUUCUGGGACAACCGACCAUAGUGAAAGAAAGGUUCCCGAAGCGCUACAGACACCCGGUGCUGGACGAGAAGCUGACACACCGGAGGACCGUGCAGGAGGUCCGCUCCAUACUGCGCUGCCGGAGAGCAGGAAUAUCUGCCCCUGGAGUCUACUUUGUAGACUACACAUCCCACUGUAUUUUCCUGGAAGAUAUUGUGGGUUCCUCGACUGUACGUGACCACAUCGCUUCUGCUCAGCAGUCCGGUUCCUGUAAGGAUCUGGAGCAGCUGGCUGAGAGAGUAGGUCAGAUCGUGGCUAAAAUGCAUGACGAGGAUGUGAUCCACGGAGACCUGACCACCUCCAACAUGCUGCUGAGAGGAGCACUGGACGACAGGGAGGCCACACUGUUCCUCAUCGACUUUGGCCUGAGUUACAUCUCGGCUCUGCCGGAGGAUAAAGGGGUGGAUUUAUAUGUGUUAGAGAAGGCUUUCCUCAGCACCCACCCAAACACAGAGGCGCUGUUUGAGAGGCUGCUGAAGAGCUACGCAGCAUCCUCUAAGAAGUCGCCAGCAGUCAUUAAAAAGCUUGAUGAGGUUCGGUUGAGAGGGAGGAAGAGGUCGAUGGUGGGAUGACGGUCCAUGCUGUGUACACGGACAAGCCUCUCUGAAAAAUGAAAAUGAUGUUUCUGAAAAAAAUAUGAUUACAAACUUGUUUUGCAAAAAAAGAAUUUACAAAAUUAAAAGUACUUUAAAUUAAAA